AUGGUUUCAGAUCGUCUCUUCAGGCCGCUCAAGGUCGGCAAUGUCGAGUUGCAGCAUCGUCUCGUAAUGGCUCCGCUCACCCGUUUUAGGGCGGACGCUGAACGCAACGUCCACCCCGAUGCUGCUGAAUACUACACACAGCGUGCAUCUAUUCCAGGAACUUUGAUCAUCACAGAAGCUGUAUUCAUCAGUGUACAAGCGGGAGGAUACAAAAAGAUCCCCGGCAUCUUCACCGAUGCUCAUGUUGAAGGUUGGAAGAAGAUCGUAGACAGUGUCCAUUCAAAGGGUUCGACAAUAUUCAUGCAACUCUGGCACCUAGGACGUGUUGCUCAAGCCAAAGUCUUGAAAGAAGAAGGUGGCUACUCUGUCGUUGGACCGAGUCCCAUUUCUGUCGAUUCCAGUGAGACCUCUGCCGGUGCUGCGACUGUUGUUCCAGUAGAGAUGAGCAUAUCAGAAGUGGAGGCGACCGUCAGGGACUAUGCGAACGCCACACGGAACGCUAUCAGAGCUGGAUUUGAUGGCGUCGAAAUCCAUGGUGCAAAUGGGUAUCUUAUCGAUCAGUUCUUCCAGGACGUUUCCAACCAGCGAUCUGACCGAUAUGGUGGCUCGAUCGAAAAUCGCGCACGUUUCGGCUUGGAGGUUGCGAAAGCCUGUAUAGAAGCGGCCGGGGACAGCAAGAAGAUCGGCUUCAGAUUGUCUCCAUAUGGACAGUUCCAGGGCAUGGGCAUGGAGGAUCCUCUACCACAAUUCACAUAUAUUGUCAACGAGCUCAAGAAGCUGGAUCUGGCCUAUCUGCACCUUAUAGAAAGCAGAGAAUCGGGAUCCGCCGCCGAUGGAGUAUACAAAGCCGUUGGAACUAACGAGCUCAUUCCUUUGAUAGAAACAUGGGGAACAGAAACCCCGAUAAUUCUCGCUGGAGGUUUCACACCAGAGAAGGCUGAAUGGGCUGUCAACGAAGUUGCAACGGCAGACAACGUCUUGAUCGCCUUUGGUCGCUACUUCAUCAGCACUCCAGACUUGGCCUACAGAGUACAGCAUGGUCUGCCACUGAACAAAUGGGAUCGAAAGACGUUUUACGCGCCCGGGCCAGAGGGCUACAUCGAUUAUCCUUUCAGCAAAGAGUUCUUAUCUAGGGAAAGUCGGCUCUAA
Messenger RNA from Ramularia collo-cygni, 1149 nucleotides. RefSeq names its product related to NADH:flavin oxidoreductase/12-oxophytodienoate reductase. The transcript has 3 exons. Lineage: Eukaryota; Fungi; Ascomycota; Dothideomycetes; Mycosphaerellales; Mycosphaerellaceae. Bases 1 to 1149 code for a protein of 382 amino acids. Gene Ontology annotation, molecular function: NADPH dehydrogenase activity; FMN binding. The record is from RefSeq and is a predicted model, not a curated record.